Messenger RNA from Dalotia coriaria, 1468 nucleotides. RefSeq names its product PSME3-interacting protein. The record is from RefSeq and is a predicted model, not a curated record. Lineage: Eukaryota; Metazoa; Arthropoda; Insecta; Coleoptera; Staphylinidae. Gene Ontology annotation, cellular component: nucleus. The transcript has 3 exons. Bases 171 to 935 code for a protein of 254 amino acids.
CGCUGUGAUAGAAAAGACUAGCAACAAGACAUGAAGUGUGUAAAAUCUACCAAAACAGUGUGCGUUGGGCAUGUUAUUGAGCUGAAUCGAGCAAAAUUGGAACGAAAUUGAGCAGAAUCAAGUUGAUUGUUAAGUAAUACUGUAGAAAAUAUUCACACAUACUCCUCAAUAUGAGUUCUGGAUUUGUGACUGAGUCUGAGGCUGUGGAUAUCAGGAAAAAGAGGCAGGAAGAAUGGGAGAAAGUCCGGACUGCUGCUGAUCCAAUUGAACGGCCGGAAGAACCUUAUGACAAUCGUAGUUUGUUUGAUAGACUACAGGAACAGAAACAAAAGAAAGAUCUGGAGUAUGAAGAAGCUCACAAACUCAAAAACAUGAUAAAGGGUCUGGAUGAUGAUGAAAUCGACUUCUUAGACCUUGUGGACCGAACGAAACUUGCCGCUGAUCGCAUCAAAACCCAGGAGGAGGAAAAGGAGCUUAAUGAUUAUCGCAACCGCGUUGCUACACUUCAGGAAAAGGAACUAGAUCAAAAGUUGGCCACUGGUGCAUCCCUCGCCAAACCAAAAGUCGCGCAGGCACCAAAACGCUCACAACUAACUCUACUGCAAGGCGCAGUUGUGAAAAAAUCACCUAACGAGAAGAAACGCAAACUAGAUGAUAAUGAUUCAGUGGAUCCCCAAGGACAAAAUGGAUGCGUCAAUCAGAAGGAAACGCAUCAAUCUACAGCAGAGGCAGCGCAGUGCGCUAAUGUGAUCACCAUUCCCAAGACUAGGGUGAAUACCGGCCUGAAGUGUGUUGGCAUCCUGCCAGGACUGGGACACUACGACAACUCCAGUACGGACACGUCCGAUUCGGAUUCGGAACCCGAGGACAACUGUUGUAAAGUAAAAAGGGACUUGCUCGGGCGGGCGAUUGUUACGAAGGAAGAGAAUGAUUAGUUUUCAAACUCCUAUAACUCAAAUAAUAAUAGUUCUAUAAGUUAAGCGCAAAAAAUGAUAUUACAAGUUGCAGCAAACUGUUGUAAUGUUUGUUAUGCGAAGUUUCUUAUUGAUGAAUAGGCGAAUAGUCAAGACUAUAAUUUACAAUUAAAAUCUUGUAUAUUGCAUUUGCAUGGAUUAUUUAAUGUAUAUUUAUUUAUUCAUUUGUUUGACUUAGAUAUACAGUUAAAAUAAUUGUAUCAUAGAGCUGUUCCAGUCACGUGAGAUAAAACAACGGAAAACAAAGCAGUUUAUCAGAUUAUCUCACGUUACAUGGAAAAACUGAUAAACAAAAUGAAUAACGUGUUCCAUAUAGGCGUUAGUAACUGUUUGCCUUAUAAAAAAUGAGAAACGAAGUAAAAACCGUCGUCAAAAAGUGUAACUCUAAGCCACAUAGUUUUAAUCAAAGUGAAAUGAUACCUUUUUGAAGUUGUAUUCAUUGUAAAAUGUUCGAAUGCAACUAUUGAAUAGUCAAUAAAAUAGGUCAAGACAUA